Molecule: messenger RNA, 745 nt
Organism: Camelina sativa (false flax)
Lineage: Eukaryota; Viridiplantae; Streptophyta; Magnoliopsida; Brassicales; Brassicaceae
Product: protein RALF-like 22
Biological process (GO): calcium-mediated signaling
Cellular component (GO): plasmodesma
Source: RefSeq, a predicted model, not a curated record
UUAACUUAUACAUAAACAAGCCCGUUUAAACAAAUAUGUCAGGUUAUAAGAAGCUACACACCAACGCUUAACCUUGUUGUCUUCAGCUGUGUACAGACUCAAGAGAGAGAAAGGAGAAAACACAAAUUUCAACAAAAGAGAAGAAGACUCUGAUUCACGGAGAAGGUUUUUGGUUUCUUUGAAAAAGAAAGAUGAACACUCGCGCGAUCUACGCCGUCAUAGCGAUCCUCGCGAUCGUAAUCUCAGCCGUCGAAUCUAGCGGCGACUUCGUAGAUUCGCUAGAUUUCGUACGAACCGCCGUCGGUUCGUCGUCGUCGUCGCUAUUCUCCGGAGGAUGCAAAGGAUCGAUCGCAGAGUGCAUAGCAGAGGAAGAAGAGAUGGAGUUCGAUUCGGAUAUCAGCAGGCGUAUUUUAGCGCAGAAGAAGUACGUUAGCUACGGUGCGAUGAGGAAGAACAGUGUGCCUUGUUCUCGACGCGGUGCUUCGUACUACAACUGCCAGCGUGGAGCUCAGGCGAAUCCUUACCGCCGUGGAUGCAGCACCAUCACUAGGUGCAGGCGUUGAAAAAGGAAAGAUGAGUUUGAGUUUUUCACACUUACGAAAUUCCUAUUUUGCCCCUUCUUUUGUGUUUAUUUUUUUUCCGGGAUAUAUGGGUUUGAUUGAUUUACACAUUUGGAAACUAUCAUACUAGUAGUCUUUUGUUUUUUGGAAAACAAAGAAAAACAAAAUUGCUUAUUGUUUUUUUA